AUGGACGGCUACGCACAGUCUAAUGUACAGACAUCUCCAUUCCCCACGUCACCAUGUGGCGAGAUGCACUGGAGUAAAACACAGUUUCAGAAUGGACCGAACUAUAUGGACGGAUAUCAAGAUUUCGACCUCCCUCCACUCAACACGAGCGUCGCCACUCCCUAUCAGUCAAUAGCCAUGCCCGUCGAUGCGCUCUGCAACAUGGUGUCGUCCGUGGGGAACUAUCACCAGGGGUUCCACCCAUACUGCACAUUCCCCGGUAAUGCGGCGAUUACGCCGGCGGGCUCAGAUUCCGACUCGCAUCUAGACUCUGCCCUUAACUCGACGCGGAGUCAGAAUAGUAAAGUUCAAUCUGUCAAGCGACGACAACAGAACAGGGAGGCGCAGCGCCGAUUCCGUGAGCGAAAGGAUGAAGCUCAGCAGGUACUCGAGCAGAAAGCUGCGAAGCUCGAGGCGAGGAUUGCGGAGCUGUCGAGCGGGAUGACGCAGAAGGCGGAGGAGGAGUCGCGGAUCCUGAGGGAGAAGGACGCACUGGCCAGGGAGGUGCGAGAUCUACGCGAGCGAUGGCAGCUUGUUGAGCGGCUGCUGCAACGGCCGAGUGGCGCGCAGACUCUAUCUACAUUGCUUUCGGGGAGUAUAGCGAGCCCGGAGGCGAUUUCGGAUACGGUUGUAUCGUAG
Molecule: messenger RNA, 678 nt
Organism: Aspergillus calidoustus
Lineage: Eukaryota; Fungi; Ascomycota; Eurotiomycetes; Eurotiales; Aspergillaceae
Source: the annotation of a GenBank genome assembly